Molecule: messenger RNA, 1098 nt
Organism: Metarhizium acridum CQMa 102
Lineage: Eukaryota; Fungi; Ascomycota; Sordariomycetes; Hypocreales; Clavicipitaceae
Molecular function (GO): oxidoreductase activity
Source: RefSeq, a predicted model, not a curated record
AUGCUUAAUAUAAGUGGCACCAACCAGGCCCAUUUUGUCCAAGAGUCGCAAGAACAGCAUCUCAAGCAAUCCGAGGCUCUCUUUAGCAUUCACCUCACAUCAAAAGUUCCCAUGUCAGGUACAUCUUUUCCGACGAUGAAAGCAAUCCAAGUCACUGGCUCCAAAGGCAGCCACCAGGUUAUUCUCAACAUGGCUGCUGCCAAACCCAGUCCUCAACAAGACCAGGUUCUUGUUAGGGUCCACGCAGCAAGCAUUACCGCUGACGAGGUGACGUGGCCGGAAUUAUACGACAGUUCCACCAGGAUUCCGGGCCACGACAUAUCCGGUGUCGUCGACGCCCUUGGCCCAGCUUACAUGGGACCCUUGAAAGUUUGUGACCAAGUGUUUGCCAUGUUGAAGGCAACAUCGGAUGCCGGCGGACAGGCAGAGUAUGCCAUCGUCUCUCCGGAAGAAAUCGCCCCGAAACCGACUUCUAUAUCGCAUGCGCAGGCUUCUGCGCUGCCCAUUCCAUUCUUGACGGCUUGGGAAGCUAUUCAUCAGCAUGCCAAAGUGCGCGAGGGCGGAAAGGUUCUCAUCACAGGUGCUUCCGGUGCUGUUGGACUUGUGCUAGUACAAAUCGCAGCCAAAAUUUUGAACUGCGAAGUCGUUGCUCUCGCGUCGGCAAAAAACCAUGCGUACCUCAAAUCACUGGGGGCCGCGAUUACGGUGGACUACCACUGGCCAAAUUGGGAGGAUUCGGCCUGGGAUGUUGACGCGAUACUUGACACAGUGGGCGGAGAAACUCUCUCAAAGACUUGGAAAUGCGUCAAGCCAAAUGGCAGUAUCGUGACAGUGGCUGAUCCUCCGCCGCCGUGGUCAUUUGGGAGAGCAACCCCGGAAGAGUUGAGGGAACACCCUGAUGUGAAGUGGGUUUAUUUUAUUGUCACAGCAAGUGGUGCAAUCUUAUCCAAACUCACGAGUCUGCUGGAUGAGGGUACACUAGCGCCUAUUCCUGUAAAGUCGUUUAGCAUCGACAAGGGGCUUGAGGCUUGGGAGUAUGGCGGUCGGAGAGGCAGAGAUGGCAAAGCGGUGAUUGAGUUCGUGGGUUCGGGCGAGUAG